This is a messenger RNA of Symbiodinium sp. CCMP2456, 849 nucleotides long. The record is from the annotation of a GenBank genome assembly. Lineage: Eukaryota; Dinophyceae; Suessiales; Symbiodiniaceae.
AUGUCAGCCUGGCGAGUCUUGGCACUUCUGAAAUUGGCAGCCGUGUCCGCCGCUUUGCGACAUGGCAGUGUGCUUGUUGGUCAAGCAGGAAAGCAGCAGCCAGCUUGGCAGACGGGGCGCGACCUGACACGGUUGAACGUGUCCCAGCCGCAAUCGGCCUCGAUGGUGGACAUCGGGAAGGCAGAUGUUGCUCGAUUGCAGCAUUCUGCGGAUCCGGCCGGCCGUCUGAGUCUAGUGGAAACUGCUUUCUGGGCAGCGAAAGGCACCCUGAUGCGAAGGUUUGCCGAUGAAGCCAUGCCGCGGUAUCUCCAACAUUUCGGCACCCCCAGCGACAGGCGUGAGUACAUGUUCGCAAUGGGGCUCCGCUGGAUGGUUGAAAACCCUCGUCAAACUGCUACCGCCGCCGUUGCGGUGGUCGCUGGAAGCACUGCAUUCGCCUACUACUACCACUCAAGGAGAGUCAGGGCGAGGGCUCUCAAGCAAGCACGCCAAGACAUGGAGAAGCUGUCGACACAGGAGGCAGUCUUGACUGCGGAGAAGGCGGAGCGGCAACGUUUGGAAGACGAGGCCCUGUGGUCAGCCCAGGCAUUGAUACUCGCUGCGGCUGUGCGAGGAGACUGCGAAGUGCGGUGGUGGAGGUCGAAGGCUCGCCUGUCAGAGAAGGAGCUCGUUCGGUAUUUGCGCCGCCCACAAGAAUCAAUGCAGGCCUGCGCCACGAAGGGGCCAAUGCUGGCCAGGUGCUUCGAGAGAUCCGUGCAGCAGCUGUCCUGGACUCGUGUUGAGGAGCUUGUGCCCCAACUAAGUCUUCUCGGCAUCCAGUGGGACAACUACACCGCGUUGGCAGAGUGA